Stegostoma tigrinum is the source of this 7304-nucleotide messenger RNA. It is a transcript of the gene suox, whose product is annotated as sulfite oxidase. Bases 664 to 2397 code for a protein of 577 amino acids. Gene Ontology annotation, molecular function: molybdenum ion binding; oxidoreductase activity; molybdopterin cofactor binding. The transcript has 4 exons. The record is from RefSeq and is a predicted model, not a curated record. Lineage: Eukaryota; Metazoa; Chordata; Chondrichthyes; Orectolobiformes; Stegostomatidae. Gene Ontology annotation, cellular component: mitochondrion.
ACUAUCUCUGAGUGAGUUGAAACAUAUGUGUUUGGCUUUGGGAAGAGCAAUCAUAAGAAGUAGAUUACAGCUUCUUCAGCCUGCUCAACCAUUCAAGAUGAUCAUGGCUGAUUUUCUGCUUCAGUUUCUCUUUUCUGGCUUUGCCGUGUAUCCCUGAACCCCUUGAGACAUGAAAAAGUCUUGAUCUUAGGGUUUAAGUGAAGAUUUGUAGCUUGGGUGCUGGUUGUAGAUGUUGGUGUGCUCGCUGAGCUGGGAGGUUUGAUAGUAGAUAUUUUGUCCCCUUACUAGGUGAUGUCCUCGGUGCUGUUGACUGACGUCCCAGCUUGGUGAACACGCCAACAUCUAGUCUCAGUCUUAAAUGAUUAUGCAUCCAUAAAUAAUUUGGUAUCCACCCACUGUGGUAGAUAGUGAAAUUUGAAUUUGGAAAAAAAAAUACUGGCAUGAAAAGCUUAAAAGCUCAUCUGGUUUGCCUAUGCCUGUGACCUCAGACCCACAAUGCAUUUGAUGCUUGGAUAGACAUUAAUUGCUGGCCUAGUCAGUGAUACUCAAAUCCCAUGAACAAUAUAUUUUUUAAACAAAUUCUCCUGAUCUCAAUGCUAAAUCAUUGUUUCCUUCACCUUGAGACUCUGCCGUGUGCUCUGGAUUCCACAAUCAGGUGGAGUGAUGUCAUUCCUGCAGUGUACACGAUCUGCCCUGAGUAUCUGGCAAAUACAAAGCAGAGUACGGAUAGAGACCUGUACACUUCUGCAGGCCUGUUCAGGAUGCAGCUUUGUACGAUGGAAGAAUAUGGCCGCCAACAGUGGCAGAAGUAUGAACUACCAAUUUUCUAACACACAAUGGAGAUGCUUGGUUGCGGGGGUCCUGGCGGGUACAGGUGCUGUCCUAGUUUAUGGCUUACAUAGACAGCAGGUGCAGCAAACAGAGCCUAAAAGUAUUACAGAACUGAACAGCCUAACUGUGUCAGCAUUGGGCAAUGAGGUGAAACCAACUAACUCCAUCUAUACCAGGCAGGAUGUUGCCAAGCAUAAAACUCUGGCAGAUGGGGUAUGGGUCACUUAUAAAACUGGUGUAUAUGAUAUUACAAAGUUUGUGGACCUACAUCCUGGAGGGGACAAGAUCAUGCUUGCUGCUGGUGGUGCCAUUGAACCGUUCUGGGCAAUGUAUGCAGUCCACAAUCAAGAACAUGUUUAUUCGAUACUUGAAGAGUACAGAAUUGGAGAACUGAGCCUUGAAGAUCAGAAGCAGACAAUCGUGGAUGUAGACGACCCUUAUGGGAAUGAACCCCCGAGACACCCAGUUUUGAAAGUGAAUAGCUUAAAGCCAUUUAACGCAGAACCACCGUUAGAACUCCUGUCUGAAAAUUACAUUACCCCAAAUGAAAUUUUCUUCAAACGAAACCAUUUGCCUGUACCAGACGUUGAUCCAAAAAAGUACCGAUUGCAGAUUAUGGGAGAGGGGCUCAAGUCCAUCAAACUAACUCUUGAUGACCUCAAGACCAAGUUCCCAAAGCACACAAUAACUGCUACAUUGCAGUGUGCAGGGAAUCGGCGCUCGGAAAUGAAUGCUGUGCAUCUGGUAAAGGGACUGAAUUGGGGGAUGGCAGCUAUUGGUAAUGCGACUUGGAGCGGGGCCAAGCUUUCUGAUGUCCUCAAGUAUGCAGGGCUCCCAGAGAACACAAACGCCAAGCAUGUCCAAUUUGAGGGACUUGAUAAAGAUCUGAGUGGGACCCCCUAUGGGGCCUCUAUUUCCGUUCACAAGGCAUUGGCUAAAGAUGGCGACGUGCUACUUGCGUAUGAAAUGAAUGGUGAAGAUCUAUCCAGGGAUCACGGCUUUCCACUGCGUGUCAUUGUGCCUGGAGUGGUUGGAGCACGCAAUGUGAAGUGGUUGAGCAAGAUCGUUGUAAGCAAAGAAGAAAGUCAGAGCCAUUGGCAGGUGAAUGACUAUAAAGGAUUUUCUCCCUCUGUAGACUGGGAUACUGUUGACUUCAGUACUGCUCCAGCGAUCCAAGAACUCCCCAUCCAGUCUGCCAUAACAACGCCUUCUAAUAACGAAUUUAUCUCUGCAGACAAUGGCGAGAUCACAGUGAAAGGCUAUGCAUGGAGUGGAGGUGGCCGAGAAGUGAUUCGAGUAGAUAUCUCACUAGAUGGUGGGAAGACCUGGAAAGUGGCUGACUUAACAGGGGAGAAGCAGGAUACGGGUCGGGUGUGGGCAUGGAAACUGUGGCAGCUCACUGUGCCUCUGCCAAAGGGCCAGAGAAACUUGGAGAUAAUCUGCAAAGCUGUGGACAACAACUACAAUGUGCAGCCUGAUACCGUUGCACCCAUCUGGAAUUUACGUGGUGUUCUCAAUAAUUCCUGGAGCCGGGUGACAGUUACAAUCAAACCUAGUAGUGGUUAGAAACUGGAUCUGAAUGUCUCAGAUUACAGAAUUUGGCUGUAUACGGUUGCCAUGUGAGCUAGCUCUUGACAUCAUUGCAUUAACUCCAUAUACAGUCAAGUUCUCUUAAGUCUAAGCCAUUCUAUUUGAAUUUGGUUCAGUUUUUAAUCUGGGGCAAAAUUCUUAAGCCAGUGAUUUCUUUGCUGAUUGUAUUCAUUUGAUUAGUUUGAAUUAACAUUUUUCAAAAGAACAAAACCUCUGCACUCUUCGUUUAGAGCAGUUUAUUGUUCAGAGAUGCAUCUAGACAUUUUAUAGAAAAGGAAACAGAAAUUGCUGGGGUGGGGAGUUCCAGUCAUGUUAGCUCUGCGUAGAUACUGCCAGACCUGUUGUUUUUCCAGCAAUUUUGUUUUUGUUUCUGAUUUCUAGCAUCCACUGUUCUUUGUUUUUUAUUUAGACGUUUCUAAACAUGGCUUAAAAAAACACCCAAAACUAGUGACCUCUGUUUUGUGUUUGUAUCAAUUCCCUCCUUUUUGUUUGGAUAGAAGAUAAUGAAUGCACUGUCAUAAAGUGACCAUAAUAAUGACCCUUGAUACUUAGAGUAAAAAAUUUCAGAAUGUUUAGCUGCAGAAUUUUAAGACAUGCAAGAAGUUUGAAAACCGUAUUGAGACAUAACUGAUUCCAUUUCAAAUGUGCUUCAUUAGCAGUAAAAUACUUUGGGAUGUCCCAAGGUUGUGAUUGGCGCUAAAUUGCUUUUCUUAAACUAUUUUCCCAUUUUGUGAUCUUUAUUGCUGCAUUGCCUGUUUUUUAUGUAGCUCGUUGAAAAGAAGAAUGAUUAAUUUGAUUUGAGACUAAAGCAGCCAACUAUUGAAUGCAAUGACUUGCCUAUCUCAAGUGAAUGUAAAAGAUCUAGUGCCACUGCCAAAGAAGAGCCUAUAUUUAUUCUUCAACCUACAUUUACUGAAGCGGAUUAUCUGGUCAAUCCCGCAUUGUUUGGGAAGUUUUGUUGUGCACGAAUUGGCUGCUCCAUUUCCUACAUUUAUAAUGCUGUACCUGAAAAUGCUUCAGUCACAAAACAUUUUGGUUAUUGAGGUCACAAAAUGCAAGUUUGUUCAUUCAUGCUUUCCUUUCUUGAAAUUUUCUGAAUAAGCAAAUGUGUUAAUGUUCAUUUAAGAGUGAGCCUGAGAGAGGCUGAAUUCAUUCUCAAGUUGAUAGUUCAUAGAAUCUUACAACAUAUGAGGAUGCCAUUCAGCCCUGUUAUGCUAAUGGUAGUUCUUUGAAAGACCUAUUCAGUUAGUACCACUGCCACUCUCUCUCCGCAUUGCAAACGUUCCCUUUCCAAGUGUGUACACUAUUCCUUUUGGAAAGUUACCAUUGAAUCUCCUCCUCCACCCUUGGAGGCAGUCUGUUCCAGAUUGUAACUGGUCAUGUAUAAAUAAAAAUUAUUCCUCUCCACUCUUCCCCCAAUCUGGCUAUUUUUCACUUAUCUGAAAUCUGUAUUCUUGGGUUACUGACCGUUUAGUUGUGCAGUCGGGUUGAAAGUUUUGUUUGUUGCUACAUCACGCCAGUCAAUCCAGGUGACAUGUAUAGACACCUCGGAGACUGCUCAAAGCCACUGUUGUGCUAAAGUGUUGAUGAAUUGAUAGCUUGCUUGUCAAAUAAAAUAAAUUUGCCAUUUUUCUCUUUGUAUUGCUAUGCAGCUUCUGAUUAUAAAAACAAUGUGGUGUGCAAUAAAAAUAUAGCUCCAUUUAAGAGGCACAGUGAUUUUUCUUUUUUAUACAAUGCUGUAAGAAUAGAAUCCAAACAGUGUGGGAGCAGGCCAUGCGGCCCAUUGAAUCCACACCAACCCUCUGAAGAGCAUUCCAAUGCCCUACCUUAUCCCUGCAUUUCCUAUGGCUAAUCCAACUAGCCUGUACAUCCCUGGAAACUAUGUCCAAUUUAGAAUGGCCAAUCCACCUUAACCUACACAUCUUCGAGCUGUUGAAGAAAACCUACACAGACACAGAACGUACACACACCACACAGUUGCCCAAGGCUGGAUCAAACCUGGGUCCCUGGCACUGAGGCAGCAGUGCUAACCACUGAGCCAACGUGCUGCCCCUGUAAUGACUUACACCAAAGUUCCAUUUUAGUAUAGGACUGAGUUUGAACCCUGAACGAGUUUGGUGCCUGUUUUCUGUUUUGAGUGAGUCUCCAUCUGGAAUCUACUUUGUCUGUCCUUUAGUUUAUUGCCUCUGUCUCUCACUUGUGUUUAUUAGUGAUCAGUGGUUGGGUAAGAUUUCAAGGCUACUUUAAAACCAGCCAGUAAAAGCUUCACCAGUGUCCUGAAACUCAUUUUGCUCACUGUGUGUAUAUCUCAACUUCCACUUGGCAAUCUCCCCCAUGGUGGGAUGACUGAAAUCAGCAGUGUCAUAGCUGAUGUAGUUGUGAGCAGCAAAUAUAAUUUUGCACUCAGGUCGUUAAACCUGGGACUUUUGAACCAGUGUUCCAUGGUCUGUUUUGGGUGACUACAGCUGCACAUCGGAAAGUUUUUAAACUUUAUAUUGUAUACCAGGCAUCCUAAUCUGCCAUGUUUUGUACAGACAUAGUUUAGGUUUUCCCAUGAAUUGGAUCUUCACAAGAUACUGCUUUCUUUCUGAUGGUCUAAUCUGACUGUGUAAACUUUUCAUGAUUGAAGUUUCAUUGUUGGAAAAAUUAAGCAUGUGGGUUCAAAGGGACUUGUGCAACUUUGAGGGAGAUUACUGGUGUGUUGGUGGAGAGAUGUUCAUUUUACUGGAUUUUCUAGAGGAUUGUACUGUUGCAGCUGAUGACUGGAGAGAUGUACAACUGCAAAGGCACCUCUGGGUCAACCUGAGGAUUUCAGACUUAUCCAACUGAAUAAUGCAGCACAAUAUAUGUGUAGCAACUCCUGGUCUGUACUAAUCCGUAGUACUUGUAAGCCAUCUCUGAUGUCUGGAGCAAUCCUGCUGAUGGCAAGCACAAGCUGGAGAGCAGUGUUCAAAAGCAAGUUGAUCCUUGUCUUUGUAUUGAUGGCUACCUUCUUCAGGUGUGUGGUCCAGCUUCACUCCACACUACGUCAGUGCAAGAUCAUGUUGCACAGAAUUGGCAAAGAGAGUCGAUUUUUGACAUGUGUUUAGUAUUCUUGUUGUCGCAAUGAAGUCCAGUAACUGGUUUUAUACAGAUUUGGUUUGAGAUUCCAAUUCUGGAACAAUUUCUCUAUUAGAAUUUGGAUUCCCAUCCGAGGUGGAUUUGAUAUCAACAAAAGACUGUUUGCCAGGCAAGGUCAUAUGCAAAUUUGCACAACUUGGUUUGUAGCAUGUUGGUGGUAUAGAUAUUGAAGAAUAUCUGUGCAAGUAAUGAGCCUUGUUGAGGAGCUGUGGUGAAUUGACUUUGUCACAUAAGCAGUCACUUAGCAUUUUGUGUACAGCAAUGGCAAAAUCUUGUCACAACAUCUACACUUUGGCUGGAAUUCUACUUGUUCUUUAAGGUUCAUCACUUGAUGACUGCAGAUUCUCUAGGAGGUGAUGCAUUCUAAAAUUUAGUAUGUCAUGCGCAUCAGUAAUAUUGAUGUCAGUUUUCCUGGGUCAUACAUCAGUUUUACCAAUGACCAUUGUCUCCUGCUCUACUUUUGGGAUGUGUCUAGAUUUGACAUAUUAAUGUACAGUUUUGCCAGCUAGCCAUUUGGAGUGGAAGAUGGCAGCCUUCUCGUGGCCCACUCUGUUAAAUGAGAAAUCACAACUGAUGCCAUCAUCCUGACAACUGAACAUUGAUUUAACAAUCUUGCCAUCUUUAGAGAAGCAAAUAAAGCCACCAUACUAGCCGCCUUGGGGGCUAAGCAAAAUGCCAGCAGGAACAAGGGUUCACCAAUACCUGGGAAAGUCCUUCGAUUCUGUGAUAUUUUUUGAGUUGCAUGUUCAAAGACAGAAUUCUGUUGCUUUCACUCUCAAAUGGCCUACAUGCUAACCAUUACUGUACCUGUAGCUGCAGCCUCAUGGAAAACCACUGCCACUCAAGACAUGGCUUGGGCAUGUGUCAAGAAAGCAUCAUUGAUUUUGUUAUAUUUUCCUCCACCACAGUUGAAGAAGCCACUUUGACCACUGCCAUCAAGUUGAAAGAGCUACAGAUUACCAACUUCCCAAAAAAAGUUCUGGAUUUAACAUGGCCAAAGCCAGUGUUUCCAAGUGCAUUAAUCCAAACUUAAUAUAUCUCUGACUUUAACAGCCACCUACGAGGCUAUGACACAAAUAAUGCCAAAGACAGAACUCUGGACUGGAUGUUUGCAAAAAAAUAAUGAGCAAGGAACUUUUCAAACUACUUCCUAGCACCAGAACUAUUGCUCAGACCUUGCUUUUGUUAGCAAAGAUGAAGGUGAGAAUAUGUUUUAUGUAUCCCACAAAAUAUUCCCCAACAGCCAGCGUAGGCUCAUCAGCAUUCAAAUUGCCUUUGAAAUUCUUGUGAUUCUAUUGAUGAAUUACACUGUGAAGCCUGGCCAAAGCUGCUUGGGACUGCUGUAUGGCAGCCAUUGAAAAUGCAGUAUCUGAAUUCUUGUAACACCAGAAUAUUAUCACUAGUUGUCCUCCUUUUCACUACUGCCAGAAAGAAUACCCCAAGCAGACAAAGAGGAAUAAAACCCAAAACAGAAACACUUAUUGUUUUAUGCUUGUGGGGGGCUGUGGAAUGUUAGAAAUGUGUACCAAAUUCCUCAGCUGAAGCUGUUCCGGUGACUGGAAUGUUAAAAUGAUGGAUUAGUCAGUACAAAUUUUGCUUUUUCAAAUUUAUACAGAAUGAACAUUUCCACUGUGAAGAGAUUAAUCUAACCUCAUGGUCCUACACUGUAAACAUGACUCAGUUUUUGUGAUGCCUAGCUCCAUGUAUUACUGGAAAAAAUUGCAGUUAAACAAUUUACAAUAAAGUAUGUAGUAUUUCUAGUA